Molecule: messenger RNA, 2200 nt
Organism: Spirometra erinaceieuropaei
Lineage: Eukaryota; Metazoa; Platyhelminthes; Cestoda; Diphyllobothriidea; Diphyllobothriidae
Source: the annotation of a GenBank genome assembly
AUGGAACUUGAACCGCAAAUUUGUUUUUGGGAGUUCUUCGAUGGACAAAACCAAGAUGAGUACAUAGCGUUGCAAGAAAAUUCCACACAGGAGCCAGACAUCAAGGACGACAAAAAGAAAGAUCUGGAAAGUACUUUGGAUACUCCUCCCAGCUCAGCUCCCUCCCAAGGAGUGAAUAUAAAGUCGAAAACGCCCGAAAGUGUCUCCUCGAAGGAACGUUCUGGUCCAGCUUUAAGUAUUCCACGCCAGAAUAAGCCGCAGAAUGCCACGUUUAAAAACGAGCUAACGAAGUUUCGUAAAUUGAUACCCCGUCCAAUCCCAAAUAUUGCUCCACGGCCCAAGAUAUUGCUUAAACAGUUUCGAGGACAAUGGAGGCCCCAAAAUCUCGGUAGUUUGUCGAUCCGUUGCCUGAUUUGCGGUCGACAUUUUCGAGACCGGCGUACCCUUCACGCUCAUCUCACACGCGUACACACCCCGACGCGUAAUCUGCUCGGCAAUACUACGAACGAGUCAAGUAAGUCUGCCUUUUGUGAGGAAUCUCCAAAAAGGAAGCAUAUUAUUUUGUUUUGUUAUAGAAUUAAAGGACAUCGAUGACAGGCCUUUGACAGAAAAGGGGAAAUUUCACUCACUGAUAGGCACAUACAUCUAAACAAAACGACAGGCUGGUAAACUGUGCUCAUAAUAAGGUCUGACCAUUAAAAAACUAGGACCUAUUCAGUUCUAUUUGGCUCUCCUUCACCGAUGAUUUUCAACACGUUUCCGACGGUAUUAAGUGCAUGAGCUUCCACCUUAACUGUCAUUAUUUUAACAGAAAACCUCUACAGAAAUCUGCAGCAACUGUUGCUGCACGGGUUUACGUCUUACAUCCACCAAUUUUUGAAUCAGAAACGGUUGUGAUUCUCGUGCAUCUGCGAAUUGCGGGUAUUUCAGUUGUUGGGUUACACAGUAGUCAAGCCAGUACAUUAAAUACAAUCCCCGAGUUCCGGUUCUCUAUUCAUGUAAGCACAUGCGCGCAGAUAAAACUUGCGGGCGAGUUCAAAAAUCUGCAUUAUGAAAAGAUGAAAUUACCGCAUAAAAUGUUAGCAAGCAUGUCUCCGCUGUACAGUCAAAUCCGAAAUCAUACGGCAAUCAAAAGACAAAGAGUUUGUUCCUUAAAAACAUGUUGAACUCCGUGUGGCUUAGCAAACUGAGAAAGCAAAUUGCCCAGCCACAACCAUGUAUUUUAAGACUCCCUCAUUGUCCUAGCCAUCGCCACUUUUCGAUUAGACUUUUGAACAAGUCCCACAAAAAUGCUCCAUGAAGUAAAAGACGAGUAUCUUUAACUAGUUGGACAGAAAUAACCUCGUAAAGUCCUGUCAUUCAAAGGAUGAGAACGGAAUAAAUAAGUUUGAGUAAUUAGCUCAACUGUUAGUAUCUUCUAGAAAGGAUAUUCCAUAUUAAAACACAGAAAACAACAAAGGAUGUGCCACCUAAAAAGUGGUUGACCAAAUUCAAACCGGUCGAGCUUAAUCGGAAAUCCUUGGCAUGGAGAGCAGCCGCUCUUGGAAAGUGAGGUCUCCGCUAACUUCCCACCGGCCCACGCUCAUUGAACACUUCAAAGAAUCAUACAACUAUGUUCCAUUUUUGUGGCCCAAUUCUUCCACAUAAGGGGAUAUUCCCAUCUGUCCGCUGGACAAGGAUUUAUCUCCAAUUAGGUUAUUUCCAUUUCAUUACAGAAUGUAGAACAUUAACAAGUGGUCGAAAACCAGACCCAACUCAGACCGAUGAGAAUUGCCAUGUUGGCAACUGGGUUCUGCAGUGCAGCCUCUGUCAAAGGACAUUUUUCCAAGCCCGAGACCUUCAUCAGCACAGCAUCACGAUGCACGGAGCGGCGAGAAUCGUCAUUAAAAUGCCCUGGCAGGAAGAGCGGUCGAAGGAGGAAGAAAAUAACUCCGGUUCCAGCCCACGGCAAACGAUGACGCUAGAGGCAAAGGUCACACAAGUUUCGUCAGUGGACGCCACAAGUCCCUCUGAGUCAACAACCGAAAAGAAAGUCAUCAGAGAAGCGGAUACUGCAGGAAGAAACUCUGCCGCAGCAAAUGAUGAUCUGAGGGGCAGCCUUUCGACUUCCAACGAUAGUCGCGCUGUGGUUGAAGCAACGGAGGCACUUCCCUCGCAACCCUCAAAUUCAUCAGGUAGCGAUCUUCUUCCUAAAACUUGA